UGUUACCGCUUGUACCCGGAAAGCAGUUUCCAGAGUCAGAUGUCGGAGUUUUCUCCUCCGCGGAUCCUUCAGGAGAACCUGAGCCGGAUGGUCCUGCUGCUGAAGCGGUUGGACAUCGCUGACCUUGGACAGUGCGACUUCCUUGACCGGCCCGCUCCGGAGUCCCUCAUGCAGGCUCUUGAAGAUCUGGAUUAUCUGGCCGCUCUGGACGACGACGGGAAUCUGUCCGAGGUCGGGAUUGUCAUGUCGGAGUUCCCUCUGGAUCCGCAGAUCUCCAAAUCGCUGAUCGCGGCCUGCGAGUUCCAGUGCGUCAGCGAGAUGCUGACCCUGGCGGCCAUGCUGAGCGUGGCCCCCCGCUGCUUCCUGCCCCCUCCGCACAGCGAGUCUGUCCUGUGUGCACGCCGCGACCUGCAGCUUCCUGAAGGGGAUCACAUGACCCUCAUCCGGGUCUACGACCACUACAAGGAGAAUACGAUCGGGUUAUACUGCCACCUACAGGAGGAUUGGGCCGGGAUGACUCCUCCUACUCCCAGCAUGCCUCAGCCUGGUGAGAAGGUCCAUGGGUCUGAGCACGGGGAGAGGCCUCUGAUGUACUGGCUUUCCUCAGGUUAUAUAGCGGAAGGGGUUAACGAUGGGGGACGGGUCGAUUAUGUCAUCUUCUGGGCGGGGUUAUGCACACCAUCUGCCAUUCAGGAAGCUCCAUUCUGCUGA
Molecule: messenger RNA, 711 nt
Organism: Nanorana parkeri
Lineage: Eukaryota; Metazoa; Chordata; Amphibia; Anura; Dicroglossidae
Product: putative pre-mRNA-splicing factor ATP-dependent RNA helicase DHX32
Exons: 4
Coding region: 40-711 (223 amino acids)
Cellular component (GO): spliceosomal complex; intracellular anatomical structure
Molecular function (GO): RNA binding
Source: RefSeq, a predicted model, not a curated record